Molecule: messenger RNA, 940 nt
Organism: Aspergillus uvarum CBS 121591
Lineage: Eukaryota; Fungi; Ascomycota; Eurotiomycetes; Eurotiales; Aspergillaceae
Product: SRPBCC domain-containing protein
Exons: 1
Coding region: 58-693 (211 amino acids)
Source: RefSeq, a predicted model, not a curated record
ACAUGUUCACUCCGUACUGCUUCAUAUCCCCGUUUUAUCUUCUACAAUCCUCCUCCAAUGUCUCCCCGGCUCGACCCCACCACUCUCGAUCUCUCCACCAAGAGCAUCCCCGCGCGAGAGGCUCGGGGCACGUAUCUGAGUUCAACAGUCAUUCGAGCCCCCGCCACCGACGCAUGGGACGCCGUGGUUAACACCGGCGCCUGGUCGACAUGGAACACCUUCUGCCCGGGGGCCACCGUCCGCGAGCAGCCUGACCAGAGACAGUCGACGCGGCUGCACCUCGGAACUAAGAUGACCAUCCAUCUCAACUGGAACCCCCGCGGACCCAAGACCAAGCCGGCCGAUGUGGCCCUGGUGGUGACCGAGUUCGACCCGCCCAAGGACGGGCGUCAGACACCCGCCCGCAUCGCGUGGGUGACCGAUCCCUCGGGCAAGGGGUUACCCGCGUGGCUACUGUAUGCGGAGCGGGUGCAUGAGUUCCAUGAAUUUGUGGAGGAGGCGGCAGAUGGGGAAACAAGAGGACAAGGAAAUCAACGCGUCACGCAGGUGGUAUCGUGGGAGUCACAGCGGGGGCCGCUGGCGUACGUGGUCAAGUGGUUCAUGGGGAAGAAGUUCCGGGCGUGUCUGCAGGUGCAGGCUGAGGAUUUGACGGCUUUCGUUGAAAACGGAGGCGAGACGAAGGUCGAUCGAUGAGAGAGAAUGGCAAGAUUGUUUUCUUUCCUCAUGCUGUCCUGUUUUGUUAAUCUUUCCUCAUUGCUGAGGCUUCUAAUGUAAUUUCACACUGCCGGUCGGGUGGCAUUCAUAGAUGCAGGUAUAUGGCUUCUUCUUUGAGUGUUGCCCUUUCUAAACAUAAUACUUUUAGAUAUUUGUAGAUCAGAUGCAAAUCGAGGGAGCAAAGAAAAGAGAAAAGCGUCGAGUGAGACCUGUUGUGGUGUGUGUU